CACCAGCUGCUGCUGCGCCGGGCGCCGCGCUCCGCCGGGCGCUGUUUGCUUGUCCACCCCGUAGCUUGCUGCACCCCGCAGGUCCUCCCCAGGCCUCCUUUUUUUGCAACUUGCCAAGCUUCCUUUUUCUGGAUCGAGUACGAAUCAGCCCGGCAUCGAGCUCCGGGCCCCCUUCCCUGGGCCAGUUGCCCCAAGGCUUGGGGCGCGCAGGGGGCGGGGGCCGCGGCUCGUCCCCGUCCCCCCCCCCCAACUCGGGCCACCGCGGAUGAUCCGCCGUGGAGGAACCCUGGGCGGACGAUGGAACUGCACAUUCUGGAACACCGGCUGCAAGUUGCCAGCGUCGCCAAGGAGAGUAUCCCGCUCUUCACCUACGGCCUCAUCAAACUUGCCUUCCUGUCUUCCAAGACCAGGUGCAAGUUUUUCAGUCUGACAGAGACCCCUGAGGACUACACCAUCAUUGUAGAUGAGGAGGGCUUCCUUGAGCUGCCCUCCUCAGAGCACCUGAGCGUGGCUGAUGCCACCUGGCUGGCCCUGAAUGUGGUGUCCGGUGGCGGCAGCUUCUCCAGCUCCCAGCCCAUCGGUGUGACAAAGAUCGCCAAGUCUGUCAUCGCUCCACUGGCCGACCAGAACAUCUCUGUGUUCAUGCUCUCCACCUACCAGACUGACUUCAUCCUGGUGCGAGAGCGUGACCUGCCCUUCGUCACUCACACCUUGUCCUCGGAGUUCACCAUCCUGCGGGUUGUCAAUGGAGAAACGGUAGCGGCUGAGAAUCUUAGCAUCACCAAUGGCUUUGUGAAGCCCAAAAUGGUCCAGAGACCAGUCAUCCACCCACUCUCCAGCCCAAGCAACAGGUUCUGUGUUACCAGCCUGGACCCUGACACGCUGCCCGCCGUCGCCACCCUCCUCAUGGAUGUGAUGUUCUACUCCAAUGGAGUGAAGGACCCCAUGGCUUCCAGUGACGACUGUGGCCACAUCCGCUUCUUCUCUUUCUCACUCAUUGAGGGCUACAUCUCACUGGUGAUGGAUGUGCAGACCCAGCAGAGGUUCCCGAGUCAUUUGCUAUUCACGAGUGCAUCCGGAGAGCUCUGGAAGAUGGUGCGAAUAGGAGGACAACCCUUGGGAUUCGACGAGUGUGGGAUUGUAGCCCAGAUCUCCGAGCCCUUGGCAGCUGCAGACAUCCCAGCAUAUUACAUCAGUACUUUCAAGUUCGACCAUGCGUUGGUUCCAGAAGAGAAUAUCAGUGGGGUUAUCCAUGCCCUGAAGGUCAGUCAAGCAGGGAAGCAUUAGAAAAGACUCGUCUCUGGGCUCCUCCCUGCCACAGCCCGCCUGGGCCUUUCCCCCCCACGAAGGUUAUUCUUGCAGUAUUUCCCUAUGGACUGAAAGCUCAGCCCCAGGACCUUUAAGGAAGGGGCCUCUGGGACACUCCCCUGAUUCCUGACUCCUCCAGGCCUGGGCCUAAACUAGGGCCACCACCCCCCCAUCUUCCUCCUGCCUUCCAGAGUCCCCGGCCUUUUCAAUAAUGACCCAGUUUCCCAUCAGUGAGGAUAUGCCCAUCUUCCUCCCCCAGGUUCCAUCCCAGAAAGUGGUCUCUGAGGCCCAGGGUACUUGGGAACAGCCCAAGGCCUCACAUUCGGCCGGCAGCAAACACCAAAGGAAGCUGGCACCUCCUGUGAGACAUUGGGAUUGGGGUCCGGAUGCACCUAGGGACAUCUUAGGAAGUUGGUGGAGCAAGGUCAGGGGGGCAGAGCUGGGGAAGCCCCCGUGAGGCCCCCGGGUUUGAUGGUUAUGGUUGCCACUUGGGAGCCGGCUCCCUCAGAAUGGAGGCCAGCAGGCCACCCUCAGGUCAUAAUGGCCGGUGAGUUUCAGACAGAAGCAGUGGGGUCCCUACCCCUAAGCUGGGGAGGAAAACCAAGACCCUAGACCCCUACCUGCUGACCACACAGGGCCUGUGUCGAUUUCCUCUACAACUGCCAAGAGGGGACCUGGGCCUAACUUCCCCCCACCUCCCCAGAGCACUUGUCCCUGGAGGGGAUCCCAGGACACCUCCUCUCCCACCAGCCUAGAGUGCCAGCUUCUAUCUGUCCUUCGUCCGCUCUCCCAAGACCCAACAUGGGCAAGCAAAGACUUGGCUUCUCCCAGCAACGGACAUCCCGACCUGCCCAGGCCUAGGGUGCCCUGGGCCAUGAACCACCUCCCCAGCUGUCACUUAGACCAGCGUAGAGAAUCCCUCUUCAUCCUCUCUACCCACUAUUAGGGGACAAAAAGGCAUCAGCCCCCCCUCCCCCGCAGCUCAUAGGCCUGCCCAAAAUACACACACAGCAGUCUGUGGUCAGGGUGACGCCUGGGAGGCAGCCAUCUUGGAGCGUUUGUAGAGAGAAAUUACACUUGCGGGUUUCUUCUUCGUUGUGUUUGCAUACAGGUGGCUGGGGAAAGAGUGGUUUUGUUUGGAAGAGAUAGGGCCUGUUUGAGUCUCACUAGAGUGCCCAGGGUUGGAGUGGGACUUAGCACCCUGUGUGUCUCCGGGGACAGACACCAGUGCAAAGAUGUAUCUUAAGAAUCGUGGCCAUGUCUUCUGAGGAGGGCUGUUGGGAGCAGAGCUCACCAGGACCCCAUAGCACCCCCUACAGGGCAUCCCAGUGUACUGCCAUCUGCAUGUGGCACUGUGGCUGGGACUGAGGGGUCCACCAGACUUUGCUCUUGGGGUGUUUUCCCAGGCCUGUACUACGCAGUCUCCAACAACAAGGUCAGAGGAGGGAGUGUUUAUUUAGCCCUGCACAGUCUUGUAGGAACUGUUUCUCUCCUCUUCUAGAACCAUGUAGAAGCUCAGAACCCAGCAUGUUAAUCAAAAUUCGCCUCUGGUUGAUUUUGG
Messenger RNA from Rattus rattus (black rat), 2869 nucleotides. RefSeq names its product cytosolic arginine sensor for mTORC1 subunit 2 (gene Castor2). The coding region runs from base 298 to 1287 and encodes 329 amino acids. Gene Ontology annotation, cellular component: cytosol. The record is from RefSeq and is a predicted model, not a curated record. Gene Ontology annotation, biological process: negative regulation of TORC1 signaling; cellular response to L-arginine. Lineage: Eukaryota; Metazoa; Chordata; Mammalia; Rodentia; Muridae. The transcript has 9 exons.